AUGGAGGAGUAUCUGAGACUGGGCCACAUGGAACCAGCCUCCAAGUAUGAUGUCGCUAACGCCAAUUACCUGCCUCACCAUGCAGUCUGGAAAACCACCGGGUCAGGAAAUAAAAGGAUUCGAGUUGUCUUUGACGGAUCUUAUGUUUCAGGCAACAGACCUUCGCUGAACCAGGCUCUUGCGUCAGGACCACGUCUGCAGUCCGACCUUUGGCUGGUGCUCACUCGGUGGAGGUUCCCGAGAUGCGUAUUUUCUACGGACAUAGUAAAGAUGUUCCGUCAGAUAGCCGUCCAUCCUGACGAUCGAGAUUGGCAGCGCAUACUGUGGAGAGACGAAGCUGGAAACGAAGUCCGCGACUUUCGUUUAACCACGGUCACCUACGGGACAACUUCAGCCCCUUACCUUGCUCUACGAGUUCUACAACAGCUGGCAGACGAUGAGGAACAACGAUUUCCUUUGGGCGCAGCCAUCUUACGUCGAAAUUCCUACGUGGACGACCUGUUGGCUGGAGCCGACGAUCCUGCCAAGGCUGAGGAGUCUCGACAGCAGCUAAUCGGCAUCCUCAUGGCGGGCGGGUUCCCUCUUGAUAAGUGGACGCUGAACUAUACGUCCCAAGGGGAACCUAGUGAAAGAGAUCACAAAUUCCUGCAGGCGAGCAACGAUGCGGAGACGCUAGGACUGACUUGGAAUGCGGUGGCAGACACGCUUACUGUUACCUCGGCCAAAUCGGACCAACCGUCAACCAUCCGAACUUGGACGAAACGACUCGUCCUUUCUUACACUGCUCGACUCUUCGAUCCGCUUGGAUGGGCCUCACCAGUACUCAUACGCGCCAAAACACUACUGCAAGAUCUUUGGUUGUCAGGAGCAGAUUGGGACGAACCGCUUUCAGUCCGCCUGGAGGAGUCGUGGCUUCAGUUUCAUCAAGAUCUGGAAGAGGUAAAGACUAUCUCAUUACCACGUUGGGUUAGUUACAGGGAUGCGAUGCAAGAUCACAUCGAGCUGCAUGGCUUUUGCGACGCCUCCGAACGAGCAUACGCCGCUGCAGUCUACGUACGCUUACCAAGUACCUCCACCAUGGCGAACGUGCAUCUCCUCAUCGCAAAAACGAAGCUCGCACCAAUCAAGCUCUGCAGUAUUCCGCGUUUGGAAUUAUGCGGAGCUCUGCUACUGGCUCGACUCAUGGUGGCGGUUCGGGACGGCAUACUUCCUCUACGAGCCACCUUAUAUGCGUGGACGGAUGCAUCAGUGCGGCGAUAA
Messenger RNA from Osmia bicornis bicornis, 1260 nucleotides. RefSeq lists its product as uncharacterized. The record is from RefSeq and is a predicted model, not a curated record. The coding region runs from base 1 to 1260 and encodes 419 amino acids. The transcript has 2 exons. Lineage: Eukaryota; Metazoa; Arthropoda; Insecta; Hymenoptera; Megachilidae.